AUGUCUUUCAAUGGCGGUUCCCUUGGCGUUCCUGGUUCUGGUUUCGCGUCUCGUGGGAAGGGUUCUCACAUCAAACGUCUCAGUGUCCCUCACCCGUCAAAUAUUGGGUCCAUUAAUGAAUCUACGUCGUCCCCUUCAGUUACCACGCCACGCACUAGUCGUUCCCAUCUCCUGGCUGGACUGAGAACUGCUCCAAAGCAUUCUCCGGCACCCGCCACUGCUCCCUUGUCCCAUCAGCAGCCCCACCCAUCGUUGGAUCAUUCCAGAUAUGGUGCUCAGCCAAAUUCCUAUGUCCAGCGCGUCCCUAUGACAUCAACUGGAGCAUUGUUUCCCAAUCACGCGAAUUCAUUCGGCUCCCAGUCAAACAGUAGACAUCAAAUGUACUCCUUGCCAGAACACGUACUUCCACCUCCCACAAUUGAUCUCCCAAUUGACGAGAAUGGAGAACCGAUUGACGAAAAGUUGUAUGCAGAGCUGGUUUCGACAAACCUUUUCCUUGCUGCCCAACAGCAACGUCUGCAGGAACAGCUAGCCUCAGUCACAGCUGCCGCACAGCAAUUCCAAGGGUUGAACCUUGGUUUUUCGAUGGCCUCUCAGCAGCAAGUGAUGUCACCAACCACCCCGGGAGUGGGUUAUUACCAGCAGCAAGCACAACUGGGCAUGCAACCAGUUGUGCAGCCGGUGCCUGGACACCCUGGCCUGUUCUCUGUCUACAAUCCCAUGACUGGCCAGCAGAACUUUGUCAUGGACAACAGCCUGCCACAACAGCAGCAGCAGCAGCAGCAGCACGAGGAUCCUUCCUCAACGAUCUACCACGAGCAGUUCCAGUCUCCUGUGGCGGAAACUCCAACUUUCCAUGCUGAAGUCUCCCCUCCCCCGGAGUCAAGUCAAUCGCCUGUCCAUUACAAACCAUCUCCCUCACCACCAAGAACUGCCCCAUCCCCUCCACAAGAAGUCACCCCACUUCCUCCACCGUCUGCCAACGCCUUUCGUCGCAAUCAUAAGAAGGCACCCUCUUUGGUUUCCGCUCUAAAGAUCAAUAGCGAUACAAAUAAAACUGCUCCCAAAACCGCCCCACUGCCCACUCCUCUGACAGGCACCUUUGGCCCUGGCCAAGCCCGUGCCGGCGAACACCCUAUCCGCCAACCCCGUGGACCUCCUUCACUCGAAGAACUUAUCGAAAAACCAACCUCGAAGCACGAGGGAAGUAAGAACUUUGCCACCCGCCAGCGACGACGUGCUGUCCACAAUCUCGUGCGGGCCGGCUUAGAGAGGCGUGGAGAAUCUCGGGGCUCCCCCAAUACAGGCAGUAAUAGCGGUGGAAGCCUGACGCCAUCCAGCGAUGUCGAAUUUAAUUUCUCAGGUUCCGACGGCGAUGACUCUUCUGGUAACCGGAGUGGGGGCAGCUUGUCCAGCAAGCCUAGUCUGGGGAGUAUCCGCGCAGCAGUCAACGGUGCUAUUGGAUCAGAGAGGAAAGAGAAGGAGUGGAGUUAUCGUGGCUCUGGCUCUGGGUCGGGUACUCCCAACGGUCCCGUGCGUGGCGCGUCGACGGAUAGCCUAUAUACGACUGCGACAAUUAGCAGCGAUGAGGGCGGGCUUGUGGGUGGUAAGUUGAUGGAGAUUCGCCCGGAUGAUGCCACUGCUGCGAUGGGCGCUUUUGGUAGGGUCCCGAGACGUCAAUUGUCGCCAUCAUCGACAACACCAACUACGGCAGCUGUAGUGGCUGGCCAUGCUGUGGCGCCUAAUAUGGGCCAAGGUGGUAACGGUAUUGUUGAUGCUAAUGGUAACGGACGACGGAAGAUGCCCAUGUUUGUUUUGUCUAGUGCUGAGAAGAGAAAAAGUCCUAUUAAUUGA
This is a messenger RNA of Histoplasma capsulatum G186AR, 1854 nucleotides long. RefSeq lists its product as uncharacterized. Bases 1 to 1854 code for a protein of 617 amino acids. The transcript has a single exon. Lineage: Eukaryota; Fungi; Ascomycota; Eurotiomycetes; Onygenales; Ajellomycetaceae. The record is from RefSeq and is a predicted model, not a curated record.